Molecule: messenger RNA, 1332 nt
Organism: Aphis gossypii (cotton aphid)
Lineage: Eukaryota; Metazoa; Arthropoda; Insecta; Hemiptera; Aphididae
Exons: 2
Coding region: 1-1332 (443 amino acids)
Source: RefSeq, a predicted model, not a curated record
AUGUGCAAUGGUUAUGGGAAGUUAUGGCAACCUAACCCACGAAGUGUUAUCUGCAGUUCUCAUUUUGUUGGUGGUACAAGUUCUAGAAAUCCACCGAGUCCUAGUUAUGUUCCAACAAUUUUUCCUAAUGUAUAUAAAAGAAAAAUUUGUGAUCCAGAACAAACCAACACAAGGUUUAAGCGUUUAAUUAAUCGCCAAAAGUUAACUGGAACUGUGCCUGAGUUGAGCCAAGAUUUAGUAGAUGAAGAAAAUAAUAAAAUAAUAAGUAUAAGUAAAAGUACUCAGGUUUCGUUUAAUGAAGUUCCUAUAGGUGAUGAGAACUUUGUAAUAAUGAAUUGUAAUUUCAAUGGUAAUGAUGUAGGGGUACAAACAACAAUAUCCAUUCAUAAAAAAAAUCUAAUUAAACCAACUCUAGUUGAUAAAAAUUGUGGCCCGGAUUCUUUCAAUUCAUAUUUUUACAUAUCUUCUAGAUCUUUUUAUGGUUUUGAAUCAAUUGAAAAUGAAGACCAAAUUAAAGAUUUAACAGGUACUUCAUUUAAUACAUUUAAUGUCUUACUCAGUUUUUUACCUACAGCAACAACAAAAAGUGUUCUCAAUGAAAAAAAUAGUCUAUUAUUGUUUUUAAUAAAAAUUAAGCUAGGGAUUACUUUUUCUGCUUUAAGUGUAUUCUUUAAAGUUAACCGAAGAACAGUGUCUAGAAUAUUUUUUACAAUUUUACACAUAUUAAGUAUUAAAAGUAAACAUUUUAUAUUUUGGCCAGAUAAAUAUUCAAUUACACAAACUUUACCAGAGUCCUUCAAAAAAAAUUUUCCUAAUUGUCGUGCCAUUAUUGACUGUACUGAGUUUAAAGUCGAACAACCAAAUACAGUAGAGCAAAGAGUGUAUUUAUAUUCAAGAUAUAAAAGUUGUUUCACUAUCAAAGUUUUAGUUGCUGUCACUCCUAAUGGAAUGGUUAGUUUUCUUUCACAAUCUUAUGGAGGUAGAGCUAGUGAUUCUUACAUUACAAACGAUAGUGGUUUUUUGAAUUUGUUAGAAAAAGGUGAUGGAGUGUUAGCAGAUAGAGGUUUUCCAGGAAUUAAUACACAGUGUGAGAAUAAUAAUGCUAUUAUAAUUAUGCCACCAAUUUUUCACAAUGGACGUUUUACUGAAGAUGAAGUUCUUAAAACAUACAGUGUUGCAAGUGUGAGGAUUCAUAUUGAAAGGAUAUUCGCUAGACUUAAAACAUAUGCAGUUUUAAAUAAAAUUAAAAUAAACAUUUUACCUCAUAUUGAUGAUAUUAUACAUAUUUGUUGUGUUCUCACAAAUUUACAGUUACCUAUUAUAAAACAAUAA